GUUGGUGCUCGUGGGGGUUUUGGUGCUACAAGCCGGCCAAUGGUACGCGCUGAGGAAGGAGGAGGCUGAGAUCAAGGAGAUUGAAGAGAAGGAGCAGGAAAGGAAGACUGCAGGCAAGAAGAAGCAGUAGGCGCCCGAUUGUACGGAUAUCGGCCUUGACUUUGGUGUGUUAUUGGUAGAAGGAUGGAAUGUAGAUAGACGGUAACGGUGGCGUUUAUUGCGCUCCGUCCACCUGUUGGAUAAUUGGCUGCUGUUUUGUAUGGAACUCGGACGAUGCAUAUACCACAGGUUAGGAGGCGAGCGAGGUAAUCCAGCAUGGAACUAUCGGUUGCAACGAGUCCGCUUAUUCUUUUACUUUACUUCAUGUCCUGUUCUUUCCUCUUUUCUUCUCUUCUCUCAUCUACUCACCAGUUUACCCUUUGAUCGGCCACUAGGUAUCCACGACGGCACGUCCCCGCAUUCGGGACAGGCAGAUCACCAAACGGAAUGGAGGUCGAGGGCAUUCAAGGAGCUCUGGGGUCGAGCUACUGAAGAGAACACUUAUUCGAUCGUUUCUGGAUGCUAUACGGUUCACAAGAGCAACAAGAUGGGCAGGAAAGCGAUGGCUAUAAGCGCAAAACAUUCACCUCGAGUUCCACGAACAAUCCUCAUGUUUCUCGAUGUUGCUUCAGCUCCCGUGGUGCCGUUGCUGAGACACCCGUUUGCAUGUUGCGCCGGCCUUGGUCGUGGCUUCCCAAAGCUACCCGCCGUUAUCGCAGUUGCGCCAUCCGUGAAGACACCUGCCAACCACACUCGCUUUCUCCCUGCGCAGACAAUUGUGUACCACGACGCCUUCUUCUUCCGGCCGUUUCGUUCGCAUUACCAGCCGCGGCGUCUCUGAAUUGUGCAGUACCACAUUUCCAAGAUGCCUCCCAAGACGCGCCCCCGACCGAUGACCGCACUCCAAACGCGGGG
Molecule: messenger RNA, 954 nt
Organism: Paraphaeosphaeria sporulosa
Lineage: Eukaryota; Fungi; Ascomycota; Dothideomycetes; Pleosporales; Didymosphaeriaceae
Exons: 1
Coding region: 260-880 (206 amino acids)
Source: RefSeq, a predicted model, not a curated record